Messenger RNA from Lichtheimia ornata, 1833 nucleotides. RefSeq lists its product as uncharacterized. The transcript has 7 exons. The record is from RefSeq and is a predicted model, not a curated record. Lineage: Eukaryota; Fungi; Mucoromycota; Mucoromycetes; Mucorales; Lichtheimiaceae. Bases 1 to 1833 code for a protein of 610 amino acids. Gene Ontology annotation, molecular function: RNA binding; 3'-5'-RNA exonuclease activity.
AUGGAUAACCUUGAAAGGAAACGAAAGGCUGAUGCGGUCGACAAUGAACUCGAAGCAAGGAAGCUACAGAUAACAGAAGACGCGGUUCGACAGUACACUCAAAUAACAAACGACGCUGCCCAUCACAAGUCAGACGAUGCAGGCGAUCAACAAGCUCCAGUCCCCGUACUCGACAAGGUCAACACGCCAGCGUCUAUUAUUCCCUUCGAUCGUCUCAUCGUAUUGAAUGUGGAAGCAACAUGCGACGAGAAUCCAACGAAUCCUGCUGCUGUUCAAGUCACCAAGGAAAAUGCAGAGAUCAUCGAGCUUGCGUAUGUUGUCGUUGAUACAACUACCAUGGAGACAACCCAUCAACAGCAUAUUUUCGUACGUCCAGAACGCACACCUUUGACGAGCUUUUGUACAUCCAUCACUGGCAUCACGUGGAAACAGCUUGAUUCAGCAGGAACAUUCAAAGAUGCGAUCCGCAAAUUGGACGAGUAUAUCCAACAGGAAUUGGUAGCCAAGAAGCUGAGCUUUUGUUUCGCAACGCAUGGUGGAUGGAUAUUACGGAUGCAGCUACCACGAGAAGCACGUGACAAGAAUAUGGAAUUACCAGCCUACUUGGCGUAUUAUCAAAUGUUUGAUCUGAAGCAAGAAGUGCAACGAUGGCAAGUGUAUCAUCAACCUGAAGUGAGUCUACGAACGACAUCGCUGGCCGAUUUAUGCGAGACCUUUCAUGUGGAUCGGGUGAUGGAUAGCAACAAUGCGAGUGGAUUGGAUGCAUGUCUUACCGUGGUGAAUGUGUUACGAUAUCUUGCGGCUUUCCAUUAUCAAGACAUAUUGACUCGGCCUAUUGAUUUUGGUGCUGAUUUACAACAUUUCAACCAAGAGACAUCCAAAGUGGUACGGCUAGCGGGUCUACCGUAUGAAGUGACACAAGGUGAAUUGGAAGCAUGGUUUUCAUCCAACGGGCUACGACCUGCCAUGACCUAUAUGAUCCAAGCAUCCGAACACAAUGCAAAGCCAAGCGUAUCGGGAUUUGCCAUGUUCCAUUCACAUGAGGAUGCAUCACGAGGCUUAAUGUUGAAUGGAAGGUGUCUUGGUGAUCGACCUAUCGAAGUAUCCCCCAGCAGUGAACGUGUGAUUGAAGCAGCAGCCAAUAUCCUUACCCAAUUCCCAGUGCAAGCCAAUAGUCGACGACGUGUACGCCCUGGAGACUGGAAUUGUCCCAAUUGCUCCUUCCAUAACUUUGCUUCUCGGCGCAACUGCUUCAAAUGCAAUGCUGAAAAUCCCAACCCACCACCCACUACACAUACCGUCAAUGCUACAUCAACAGGGGGCGAUUGGUUAUGCUCUUGCGGGUUUCACAAUUAUGCAUCUCAAUCUCGUUGUCUCAAAUGUGGAUCCGAACAACGUAGCAGCACGGGUACAAGUGGUUCUCGAAUACAUGUGCGUCCUGGUGAUUGGUUUUGUCCAAAUCCUGAAUGCAGCUUCCAGAAUUUUGCAUCAAGAACAUCCUGUUAUCGUUGCCAAACACCCAAUCCCAAUCCACAGCAACCACCACAAGCAUCCUACAAUUAUGCUGAGACGCAAUUCCGAGUGGGAGAUUGGAUAUGCCCAUCAUGCAGCACACACAAUUUUGCAACCCGACUCGUGUGCCUGAAUUGUGGCACGUCAAGACCCCAUGGCUCUUCAGCAUCAGCAACUCCAGGCACAGGAAGUCCCAAUGUUAAACCGGGUGAUUGGAUAUGCCGAAACGACGCAUGUGGAUUUCAUAAUUUUGCAAAGCGAACCCAUUGUGCACGAUGUGGAAAUGCAGCUGAUAGUUCAAGCAUCAUCAUUGAGCAAUAA